Paramuricea clavata is the source of this 8040-nucleotide messenger RNA. The record is from the annotation of a GenBank genome assembly. Lineage: Eukaryota; Metazoa; Cnidaria; Anthozoa; Malacalcyonacea; Plexauridae.
AAUAAAUGCGAAAAAUUUAAGGCAAUGCAACGCGGUAAAAUGGGUAAAAAGAAGAACGAACAGCCAGGUAUGUAUGCUAGAUAUUUUGGGAUUAUUUUAGAAACGUUUGAUUGUUAAAUUUGUGUGUUAUUUCUCACGAAGUUGUCAGAGUCAGUUGGGACGCAUUUCACUAUUUCAGUACAGUGAUGAACACAACACCAAAAUUCGAGGCUAAAUUCGAUAUUUAUAUAUUCAUUUUUAGAUUCAAAGUGGCGACAUUCCGCUGAGGCGGUAGAAAGGGGGAAAGUGAGCUAUAAUUGCAAGGUCUGUCUGAGUUUAUUUGUGUAUUUUUUCAACAUAUCUUAAAUAUUUCAGCAUAUUAUUCUUAUGAAGCCAAUAUUUUAUAUGAGCUGAUUUAGUGCCUUUUCAUUUCUAUUUUGCUGUUUACUACUUUUACUUUGGACUAUUAAAACCGAAAACCUACUGUUUUAAUCUGUAUAUUCUCGGUUGCUGAACUAUUUCCACAUUUAUAUAUAUAUAUAUAUAUAUAUACUGUAUAUAUGCAUGAGGUUUGUGUGUAUUUAAACCGGGAAAUUGGCAAAUCAAAUUGCGUAAGUGUUUUCUUUCUAUUGUUUCGCUUGCCCAGGGAAUCCCAGUGUUGCAAGUUUGUAUAAACUUUAGGCAAUUAUGUGAAUAUUUGAUUCUUAAACUGUGUUGCGUGAUAAAAUAUGGGAACGAAAUUAGGCAAACAAGAAUGUAAACAUGGCUAAAGCGAUUUUUUUUCAUCUCAAUUUUAAUAUAACCUGUCAUUAAUAUGCUGUAAUACUGACCACAUAAACUGAAUUCACACGGUUUAUCGCUUCAAUGAGAUUAAUAUGAAAGUAUACCCUUUAUUAAUUCAAAAGUAAUUCCAUAGAGCACUUUUAUUUCAUAAUAUCACAGAACACUUAUAUUUAAAUAUUUUCUUUCUCCCAUAAUCCCAUUUGAAUCAACUUUGAAAUUUGAAACACCUUGGCAUAUUACCAAAGACAAAUAACAAGUCACAAUAUCAGACCUCAAAUUCAAUUGUCCAUUUAAGGUGAUUAUGUGCAACUACUUUGUGCAGGCUUCAUGCAACAAAGAUAAUGUGCAAAACUUGACGAUUGUAGGGCAUGUUACACUUUGCAAUUUUAUGUGCAAUUAAUGUAAUGUUGCAGCAAAAAUGUAAGACAAUAAAAAUAAAUUCAGUCCCAAAAAACACAAAAGACUUGUGUAAAAAUACUAAAACAAUUAUUCGCCUCAGGCUCGGUGAUUAUCAGGGAAUAUCCCGGAUAAUCACCUCACCUUCGGCAUAUAAUUGUUAAAUAUCAUGGUUCCUCUGGACCAGCAAAAAUAUGACCGCUAGUACUACUUGGCAGGUUGCAGUUGAUUUGCAGGUUAAUUGACUUGAUGUAAUGAGGCAGGCUUCCUAAUGGCCCACCCCUAAAUUGCCUGGGUUCUUUUCAUAUGAAAAAACACUGAAAUAUAAAUAGAAGGUCCUAAGGUUUAGGAUGUAUACCAACUAUACUAUAUAUACAAGCAGAACUGGGUUAAUUGUUGUGGCCUUGUGGGAAUUCAGAAUGUGUAAUUGCGCAGUUGUUUUUGCAGAUUUACAAACAAAAUUAUUAGUUCCUUACAUCAGGUAUGACAUGCAGUGGCCAUUUAAUUAAUUAUUUUCAGCUAAUCUUUCUCUUGGGAUGUUUUCAGUUCAAUAAAAAUCUGAAACCUUGCUUGCCCCCUCCACAAUAGGAAGAGUCUGGGAACUAGUAAGGCUGGCUGUCAAUCUUACCUCAUCACGCAGAGAACACUCUGAUACCGGAAUAUAUGAUUACUCAGUGCUACUAAUUUAUUCACUAAUUAAAAAUUUGCAUGCAUACUGAAAGAACAGAUGAAAUUAAGCCAUUCCCCAUUUUAUAAUAAAACCAGUGUUCUAAAUGGUUCUAAAUAAAUAUCAAUGCUGUGCUUUGGCAUCCAUGGGUUUGAUUCUUACUUUGGAAUGAAGACAUUCAUGGGAAAACACUCUAUAUCAAAAGUAGUAUAUUUUUUCAUGUACUGAGUGGUUCUAGCCACUCACUGCGUACUCUCACAGUUCCGUAUUUCGCAGUACAUUAAUUAUUUUCAGCUAAUCUUUCUCUUGGGAUGUUUUCAGUUCAAUAAAAAUCUGAAACCUUGCUUGCCCCCUCCACAAUAGGAAGAGUCUGGGAACUAGUAAGGCUGGCUGUCAAUCUUACCUCAUCACGCAGAGAACACUCUGAUACCGGAAUAUAUGAUUACUCAGUGCUACUAAUUUAUUCACUAAUUAAAAAUUUGCAUGCAUACUGAAAGAACAGAUGAAAUUAAGCCAUUCCCCAUUUUAUAAUAAAACCAGUGUUCUAAAUGGUUCUAAAUAAAUAUCAAUGCUGUGCUUUGGCAUCCAUGGGUUUGAUUCUUACUUUGGAAUGAAGACAUUCAUGGGAAAACACUCUAUAUCAAAAGUAGUAUAUUUUUUCAUGUACUGAGUGGUUCUAGCCACUCACUGCGUACUCUCACAGUUCCGUAUUUCGCAGUACAUUACGGGCUACCAGAUGAAAUAGGAACCAUACCCAAAUUAAUCCGGUUUCAUUUGUUGAUUAUAUGGGAAUACAUACAGUUAGACUACGUUCUCACAAGACGUCAUGAAUUCAGAACCCCCUGGUUCCAUUUGUUCACAGCAUAUAUAAUGCAUUGAUUUUCACUUCAUCGUUUAUGUAAGCCUAGGUCUUUUCAGCGUUAUUGAAAAUGGACUAGAGUUCAUAUGUCCUAUAGUGUGUGAAAACACAGUGAAAAUGACGAUUGUACGUUUUAAAAGAGGUCAGUGCUAAAAUGCUAUCAAUUACUACAGUACUAUGGAGCAGUGGAUGAGUCAGCCAGCAGGUUAAAUUUUUAACAAGGGUUAAUACUAAUCCAGCUCUGAACAAUCAGUCCCAGAACGUGGAAAUUAAUAUCACUAUUCUUGAUAGCUUUUUAUUGUCUCAUUGUAACAAAAACUGUAUAUACAGCAGUCAAAUGACUCUGCUGCCCAGUGCUGCGUGAAUGAUAUAUUUGUGAAUUUGUGGAAAAAUGGUUUAUUCGAACUAAUUGUUAUGUUUUAUAGUUCUGGGGCAGCACACCUGUUAAUCAGUCCAAAGGAUCUGAACUAAUAAAGGAAGCAAUUAAAAAGUUACAGGUAAAUUACACCUACUGUAAAAAUGAUAUUUGAUUUGAAAACUUUUCCCACUUUUCAUAAAAUGUAAUUGGUCCAUUUCUUGAAUAGUUUUUUGUGCCAUCGAUUACCGGUAGUUUUCUUGAGAUUGAUUCUAUCUUCAGUAUGGUAUGAUUGUUUAUGCUUAAGUAAUGUUUACAUUUUUUUGUUAUUGUCGCUACUUGACAUGCGCACCACGGCAUGCAUGCAUCUUCCGGUGUGUGGAAGUACUUUGAUACUCAUGGAUACUGCAUGUAAGAUACAGUACAGCCAAACGAAUCUCUGUGGAGUCCCCUACUUAAGGUGGCUUUUCGACUAAAAAAUGACUGUAGGGCCCCUUUAAGAAUUUAGUGUUAUAUUAUAUUAUAUUUUAUUAUAAUGGCAACUAUUGGCAAGCAUCAAUUCUGGUGGAAUGGCGGACUGUGAUUGACCGAAAAGCGGUCCAUGCGUCCAUUAUUUAAAAUAUUGGCAACUACCUGUAUUGGCAAGCAUCACUUAUGGUGGAAUGGCGGACUGUGAUUGGCCAAGAAGCGGUCCAUUAUUUUCCCGUAAUGGACCGGCGGUCCAUUUUGUAAAAACAAACGCACACAUUUUAAAACAAAUUAAAACAGCAAAAACUAAUUGAAAAUUUGAAAAUUAUAAUUUAAUUUGUUAUUGAUAACAUCUGCAAAUGGUUUUAAGUGGAAACGAAGGAAUACAUUGGUAAUUUUUGUUUUCUUUGACCAAAUGUGUACCACGCUAUUAAUAUGCAUUUCAAAUCAUGCAUUUCUUGUUUGUUUCAAGUAUAAAUGCCUAUAAAUGCCAUAUAAUAAACUUUUUAUUAACCUCGCUUGCUCAGUCUUUACAGAGAAAUAUCGGACCUCUGUCUUUUUGUACAAACCUCUCUGUACAAAAAAGACCUCGGUCCGAUAUUUCUCUGUAAAGACCUCGCACUUGGUUAAUAAGAAGUUAAUAUUAUAUUGUAUUGUAUUGUAUAUAUUGUAUUGUAUUGUAUUGUAUUGUAUUGUAUUGUAUUGUAUUGUAUUGUAUUGUAUUGUAUUGUUAAUUGUAUUGUAUUGUUAAUUGUAUUGUAUUGUAUUGUAUUGUAUUGUAUUGUAUAAUAAAGCCAAUCAGUCAAAUUAAUUUCUAUUAAUUAAAUUAAUCUCUAUUACUCUACUUCUUAAAGUUUGCCAAUGACAUCAAGAAAAGUGAGGAAGGUUUAAAAGCAAGCAAACUAAAGAAAGUGGAAUUUUGUGUUUCCACACAAAACUUGAUUCUGACAGAUGCAAAAUCAAAAGUAUGUUCCAAUUAUUUUUAUCCUUUUACUGAAACCAAAUACAAAACUACAGAAAAUUUUAAUAUGUAUGGAAUUAGCAUGUAUCCAAAUAUUUCCGAACCUGCCACACCCCAACCUCGUUCCCAGGGUGAACGAGGUUGCCCACACCCAUCUGAUUUGCUUCAAAAGCGGAUUCCCCAAUUCGAUACAGAUGACUGGCUUUUUGCGCCCGGAGCAGAAUUUUUCUUUGUCUUGUGAUUUCUCGAGUGGAGACAAAGAAAAAAUCCGCUCCGCAUGCAAAAUCCCGCCUAGUGGAAAACCGGCUUAACUAAUGUAUUUUGUGAAAUCCAAAAUUCAUUUUAUGGGGAUGAGGAAUAAACAUAAAGGUUACAUUUAGAUGAAAGCUAAUUGCUUAAAGAAUAUUACCAAGAUAAAUGUAUGGUCACUUCUACACAUGCACUGUGCACAAACAUUUAAGUCACAGAAUGAUUACCCAGUAGCAGACCUGUUCUCAUGGCUAGCUUUCUGACCAUGCUAUGCAAUUUUUUAAUGAUUUGCAUUAUUCAAACCUAAUUAGAAAUGUAUUGUCUUUAUUACUUUAACCUAUUUGGAUGCAAGUUUAUUAGCAUAGCAUGACAAGUUGCCAUGGCUAGCUUUGCCACUGUAGAACAUGCAGAUGUGCUACUGUUGUUUGUAGCAUGCUUUAAUAUGUUACUGCUAAUGUUAUUUGAAUAGCUCAAUGAAAGUUGUGCAAAAAUGAAAUGGGCACAAAGAACAAAUUUUACAGAAGGUGUGCAAAAACAAGUACAAAAUUUAAAGGGACUUGGAUCAUAAUCAAAUAAGAUAAUAGUUAAACAGUAGUCAUUGUUUUAAGUACAUUAUUCUAUUUUGUUUUUGUUAGACAACUCUGUACAGCUUUCCAUUGCAACGGGUGUCGUACUGUGCUGAUGAUAAGACUAGCAAGAAGUUGUUUGGUUUCAUUGCCAGAGAUAAAGAAUCUUCACAACACCAAUGCUACAUCCUUGAGUGUGAGAAGAAUGUAAGUUGAUACAAACACUACUUUUUCUCUUCGUUAAAACUAUUACUGUACACCAUAGACAAUCCAGAAGACAGUCUUCUGGAUUGUCUAUGUGUACACAUAACAACGUUUUUGACUUGUACAUGUACAUGUACAGAUUUAUAAAGCCUUAAAGCCGACUGGAAAAACCAGGAAACAUUGUUGCUAAAACAUUUGAGAAUUCAGAUGUUUUUUCAAGUAUUUCCCUGUUUGCCCUGACCCUCGAAAGCAUUGUUGUGGAAACACUUUGUUUUUCAAGUUCAAUUGACAUCUCGUAAACAUCGUUUUCUUCAACCUGAACAUGACAUUGCCACUGUUUGUUGUAAGUGACCAAUUUACUCAUAAGGAAUUGCGUGAAAGAUUUCCAAGUUUAAUCUCGAAUGGUCGGUGCCAGUUUAGGUACCAAUUUUUGCUGAUGUCAGCAAUUUUACCCGUAAUUUCUACCCGUUUCCCCGCGGUAAACCGUGGUGUACACGUAAAAGACAAACGGGUACGGGUGUUUUCUGUUCACUAGUUUUGGGCUGUUUAAAUAGUACAAAUUUUCAACUUCUUACCCAAAUAAAUAAUGCACAUAUGCUGGUCAAAGUAUUCAACAAUUUAUGGCGAACCUCAACAGCGAAAGUUGCCAUUCUCUGAUCGGUUUUCUCACGCCGGAGUAUCUUGGAUUUCUUAAGUUACAAGUUAUUCCCCAAUUUACGGGUACUGGUACGUGUAUAUCACCCGUACCCGUAAACCGGAAUCGGGGUAUCUUAACCUCUCUAAUUACUGCUAGUGAAUUGUAUUGUGUGUACUGUAUGUAAUUUUUGUAGGCUGAGGAAUUAACCUUGGCUGUUGGGCAGGCAUUUGACUUAGCAUACAAGCGGUACAAAGCAAAUCAGACUGGGCCUGGGAAAGAUGUUAAUCAAAUGAAACAACGAGUGGAAUCAGCAGAGAAGGAGAACGAAGCAUUAAGAAAGAAACUUGAAGAAAUGGAGAAAAAUCAAAAGCAAGAUGAAAAUACUCCCCCACCAUUGGCAUCUGUAGCUGCUGCUCCUGUUAGUCAGGUAUGUAGCAGGUUUUCUUUCUCCGUAUACUGUACUGUGUUUCCAUUAGUCAAUAUAUCGUUGAUAUACAACAUGCUGUUACAUGCUUUCCUUCUUUUAGUAAAAUUGUACUCAUUGAGCCUCAUGGUCUGGUUUCCUUUUACCACCUUCUCUUGUUUUAUUGUUAGACUAUAGAACUGGUUUUCUAAAGAUAUCCCCCAGAGGCCGGUUGAUCUAAAGCCAGUUUGCUUAAUCCUAGCUUAACAAAAACUUCAAUAGCUAGUUUACAAACACGGAAAUAUUUUCCGAGAAAUCUUGUGUGGACGAAAACAUAGCUAUUGGUUUGCUCUAGCAAAAUACAAUACACACGUGACGAUGAACCGACCAUUUUUAGCAUAAACCAAGACACAAACAUAGAUAAUGAGGUUUAUUAUGUCUGCAUCGAAUUCCCCAACCUUAUUCUAUUGACUAUGUAUAGUCUUGUUAGUGUAAUAUAUUUUUGUGAUCCCGUUGUUGCAGAACAAUAUGCAGGAAAGUAUGGCGCAACCACCAGCACAGCAUACAUUUGAUCCGUUUGGUGAGAGUGCCGCACCAGCAUUUCAAUCUUCGUCUUUUGACAUCCAAAGUCCCCCACCUUUCCCUGCUGAUUCUAGACCCUUUCCCCCUGGUGUUGGAGCCAACCCCUUCGCAAUCCCAGGACCACCAGAAGCUCAAGCUGCAUCGAACAACAAUCAUGCAGGCGGUGAUCUACUUGAUAUAUUUGGCGGUGAACCACAAAUUUCAAGCGCGCCAAGUCAGGAAGAUGAUAUAUUUGAUCCAUUAGCUCAAAUCAAUGGUACAGCUCAGGAACUACCACCACAACAACCAAACUUUUCAUCAUUUGAUCAGCCACAAGCUCCAGCACAAGCACAUUUUUCGUCAUUCGAGCAAGCACCGCCCCAGCAAAGUGAAAACCUUGUAACAUCCGUAUCUCGACCAAAGCCAGCGUCGGUAGCUGCAGGAUUGUUACCACCUCCUCCAACCAAGCAAAGUAUCAAGGAAAGAAAUAGAAAUUCAAACAUUGCAGGUAUGCUGUUAUAAUGCUUAUACAGUCCUCAACUACAGAUGAAAAUUUCAUUAUAAAAUUAUUGUUGUCUUUGCAAUUCUCCCAUGAAAGAGAGAAUUGCUCCUGAAGUCAUGGAUGCAAUGGAACGUAGUUAAUAGAAAACAAUAUGAAUGGAAAGAGUCGCUAAUUUAACGCUCUGCCGAAAGGUGAGGGUGUUUUCGGGUUACUCUGGUUUUCCCUCACAGGAAUGUCUACAGGAUUGGUGAGGAUAUACAUUGCAGCAGAUUCACGAUCACACCAGCAUUCGUUGUACUUACUGUAGAUAAAAACACCGUAUUAGUUUGGGAAUAAAGGUUUUUAGGUUUUCAACUGUUUCUUUUGUGUUUAGCUGACGAAACAAACGGCGUGCCUGUUUAUCAUGGAUCAAACAUGCAAGCUGAUUCGCAAGCAGUACAAGAAGUGCAG